Molecule: messenger RNA, 984 nt
Organism: Paramecium primaurelia
Lineage: Eukaryota; Ciliophora; Oligohymenophorea; Peniculida; Parameciidae
Source: the annotation of a GenBank genome assembly
AUUAUGUUGGGAAAUUUGGGUGUAUAAAUAUGCAGAACAACAACUAGUCAGUUGCCUGCAUAAGAUCUAGGCGAGACCUACAUUAUUUAACGGCCUGUAGGAUAAGGAAAAUAUGGGUGAUUUAAUUCUCUAUUAAGUAGAUAGGUCUUUAAGGCUUAAAACAAAUUGAAUAAGUAAAUUGUUGCCUUAAAAAAAAUAAAAUAAGAGAAAGAGGCCAAUGGAGUAAAAUGUGUUUAAGUAAUUAGUUUCCACGUACUGCAAUGAGAGAAAUUCAUUUACUUUCAUCAAUCAAACAUGAAAAUAUAGUGAGUUUUCAAGAAGUUGUCAUAUAAUCUAGUAAGGAAAAAGCAGUAAUUAUGGUAGAGAGCACUUAUUUAGUCCUGGAAUACAUGGAUACAGACUUACAUAAUCUUUUGUAGAGACGAAUAGGUUUUAGUUUAGAUUAAGUUCGAUAUUUGAUGUAUUAAAUACUUGAAGCUCUUUCUUAUUUGCAUUCUAGGAAUAUAUACCAUCGGGAUUUGAAGCGUAUCCACAACUAUAUUUUAAAGCUAAUAACAUAUUAUACAAUGGCAAGGGAUAAGUAAAGAUCUGCGAUUUUGGAAUGGCCAAUGAAUAUUCAAAAAAGAGACCAUAAACUAAGCGAAUAUUGGUACCCCAAUAUAGAGCUCCUGAAAUCUAUUUAGGCGGUGUAUUUUGCUUCGUAUUUAACAAGAAUAGCAAUAUGAUUGUUCGGUUGAUGUGUGGUCAGCUGGCAUCCUCUUUCUUGAGUUAAUUGUAAAACAAAGUCCCUUUAUGUUGGCAAAAUCUGAAUCUCAAUGUUUUUAAAAAAUAAUUGAUCUUUGUGGAACUCCUACGGAAGGUUUGAAUUUUAUUUUUUCUUUUAUGGUGAUUGGUCAGAUGUGAGUUCACUUCCACAUUACCAUGAAUUUAUAAAUGAACCAAAGGAAAGAACAUUACGAAAGUACUUGCACGCUUAUUCAAAUU